Molecule: messenger RNA, 3847 nt
Organism: Homarus americanus (American lobster)
Lineage: Eukaryota; Metazoa; Arthropoda; Malacostraca; Decapoda; Nephropidae
Product: gastrula zinc finger protein XlCGF57.1-like
Exons: 6
Coding region: 1193-2800 (535 amino acids)
Biological process (GO): regulation of transcription by RNA polymerase II
Cellular component (GO): nucleus
Molecular function (GO): DNA-binding transcription activator activity, RNA polymerase II-specific; RNA polymerase II cis-regulatory region sequence-specific DNA binding
Source: RefSeq, a predicted model, not a curated record
UCAUCAUGUAGGUCCUGUAGAAGGUAUUUAGUGGCGAGUUACUUAGAGUUUAUCACUAAGAAGACUGAGUAAGACUGAAGUGUCAACGCUCACCCAAACAACGGACGCGCGCACAAGGAACAAGCCAGGGGGGAAACUCUGUCAAGAAACUACUCUCUUAUGAUAGUUUAUACACGUCGUUCAUCCAGAAUGUGAACAAAAUCAUCAUAAGGUCAAAAACAUCAAGGGAAUAAACAGUUCUUACGUGGUCGUCAGUUAGCCAACAGAGCGGAGGAGCGAGGUGCGGCGUAUGGGAUCUCUCGGCUGUUCUCUGUCUCGUGUCCUAACAGUAACAGCUGAUCAGUAGGUAGUUGGCAGCUACCAAAGAGGGAGGUACUACCGUCUGGGAAGAUAUUGGAAACAGAAUGUGUUGUCUAAUGGUAGACCCUGCUGCCAUAUGUGACCAAGUCCCAGGUUGAUGAUCUGACUUUCUGCCUCAUUUACACACAAUUGCAGGGUCUCAAUUGUUUCUCUUAAGGUGCCCACACACUAUCAAAUAUGUUUGUCAAACAUGGUGUUUGAUCAUACAAAUUUGAGUGUGGGCAAACCAACAUGUUUGAAGAAGAUUAAACAAGUUUGAUAUUUUCUCGUCCAACAUGACGUUUGUCAAGCAUGUUGGAUGGUAUGUGGCAAUGUAUGUUCAAACAUGCUCAAUCGAGUAGCAGUAGCCUUGGCGAGCGCACUGGACUCCCGUGAGUUUUGGAGAGAGUUUAUUGAACUUUAUAAGCAGUCUCCAUCAUUGUGGCAAAUAAGAAGUGAAGCUUACAACAAUAGAUCUCUUAACCCUACCUGGUGCAGGUGUCUGGCAUCAGUAUCUAUUACAGGUUACUUCAUUCCCAUCUGCCGAGUGUUCACAUCACACCACUCUGGCGUACCGGCAUUAAAAUGGGACAGAAGAAGGGUUCUGUGGAACCCCUUGUGGUCAGGUGGGGAUCACAAUGACCUUCAUGAUUCUUGAAUCCUGCCAUAUAACUUCAUUGGUUUUCAAGCAACCACCAGGUUCAAGGCAUCAGCUUCUAGAUAGCAAGGAAAUGAUUGAUUCAUUGGAAAUGUGUGAAACAUAUUCACAAUAAUGAAGACAAAACAGAAGAAUAACUAAAGGGGGAAGGAAAAGCUUCAAGUCCUGUAGUAUUGCUCUCACAUGAAAGCAUAGAUGGACUUUGAUCAGUUGUUUAUGACCUUGUCUUAUGGUAGACUUAAAAACCUAAGUAAAAAGUAUUUGAUGCAUAUGAACAGAGAUACUCUUAGCAGCAUGAUGUAUGGUAGUGACUGUUCUUAUCAGAAUUCUCAAGAUAACUCCAUGUUCUCCCAACGCAUACAGCCGGAGGAAUUGAUGUUACCAUCUAUUCAUGGUAAAAAUUUUGUGUGCAAAUGCAGUAAAAUAUUCUCAAACAAAGCUGAUUUCACACGGCAUGUAAGAGUCCACACGGGGGAGAAACCUCAUGCUUGUCUUGUAUGUGGAAGAGAAUUCUCCUUGAAGGGUAAUCUUACUAAGCAUAUGCAGCUUCACACAGAUCAGAAAACUUAUUGCUGCCCUGAAUGUAGUAAAACUUUCAACAAAAAAGUAUAUCUUCAUCAGCAUAUGCGGAUUCAUAGCGGUGAAAAACCUUUUAAAUGCACCCAUUGCGAUAGAGCAUUCUCUCUGAAAGGUAAUCUUGUUCAGCAUGAGAAGCUGCACACUGACAGGAAAACAUAUGAGUGUCCUGACUGCAACAAACUUUUCCUGAAGAAGAGCUACCUUGUUCAGCAUGUGAGGAUACACACUGGAGAAAGACCACAUAAAUGUGACUUGUGUGACAAAGCCUUUUCACUGAAGGGUAACUUGGUUCAGCAUCUACAGAGACAUAGUGGUGUAAAGCCUUUUUCUUGCUCUUUAUGUGGAAAGUCCUUUGCUCUGAAGGGAGCUCUAAAAGAGCAUGAUAAAGUACAUGGAGGUGAAAAACCCUUUAUAUGUUCAGUAUGUAAUAAAGCUUUCAAAAAGAAAGUCUAUCUAGUGCAACACUCCCGAGUUCAUACGGGUGAAAAGCCAUUUUCUUGCAGUGAAUGUGGCAAAUCAUUCUCUCAGAGAAGUAUUCUCAAUCAACACAAGAAACGACAUUAUGAGAAAUCCUUCAAAUGUGUAGAAUGUCAUAACCUGUUUCUGAAGAAAAUUUAUCUUCCAAUUAAAAAGCAGAGAAUAGGACCCUUCAAAUGCACUGAGUGUGAGAAAGAGGACCAGGAGCUAAUUCUAAAGUCAGAGUCUGAUGACGAAUGUUUGUUACAUGAUGAUGAUGACGAUGAUGACGAUGAUGAUGAUGAAGAGGAGGAGGAUGAUGAUGAGGAUGAUGAUGAUGAUGAUGAUGAUGAGGAGGAGGAGGAGGUUAAUAAUUCCUACAACUGCAGUAUUCCUGGGAAAAAUUGUCUUCAAAACACUGGUAUGUCUUAUGAUGAGAGAAAGUGUAUGGCACAUGCUCAUAUGUCUCAUGAUGAGAGAAGAUAUAGAGAUGUUUCUAAACCGGUUGACCACAGUGGGGGAGGACCAUUUUCUGGGUGCAAUAUGAGGGACAUGGUGUCAAAGAAUGGUAGAAAUUUGAGUGAUUUGUUACAUUCAAACCGUCUAGAUGCUGGCUGUGGAGAUUUAACCAAGUAUGGAGAUAACUCACAGAGGUCCAGUAAUGCUGUUCACUACCCAAACACAGCUGCAUGGACACCUGGCAGUGACUGCACGAAGAGAGAACAUGUGGAUCAGCUCCAUAUUAAAGAAGAUGAAGAUAUGUUUUAAAGAAAUUGAGGGACAUUUUCUCCUGGAUGCAAGAUUAGUUGCCCUAGUACAAAUUGUCAAAAUAAUGGUAUUACCUGUACUCUAUGCUGUACUGAUGUUUGACCUUAUAGUGUUCUUUAUUUUUUCUUAAAGAGAUUACCAGUAUUUCAUUCUCUGAUGAAAUGGUUCCAUAUAACAUGUGACUGAUGCCUCAUGUGUUUAACAUCUCCUUUGAAGAGGAAGUUGAAAGUGGAUAAGUAUGCAGUUUCCAUCAUCAUGAAAAAUCAUCAUGUAAAGGUUAUCAUCUUUUAAUAAUGAAACAUUGAAAUAAUGCAUAACAUUGAGAUGUUGGAGCAUGACAAUGGUAAGAGAAUAGAUUUAAGAUAGCUAUAGAAAAGAAAGUAAUUUAAGAAACUACAUAUUAAGUAUAAUAGCAGAAAGUAGUAAAAGAAUUUCAAUAUAUUUUUUAAAUGCUUUUGUCUUUUAACUUAGUGCUUCAAAUAUAAUUGCCAGUCACCAGGCAGUAAAUUUAAAUAUAUGCCUUAGUGUAGGAGCGAGUGCAAAUUACAUGUACCAUGAAGACUAAUCUCUGAUGUAAUACUUUUAUCUCUUAGUCAACACUUAUUUCCUUUAUUGUGUUUUGCCAAGCUCCUACACUUGUCAUUGGAUCAUGUACCGUAGCUUUACUUUAGGGUGCACAAGGUAGAAAAACACUUAAUUUAUGUACAUUAAUACUGGUUGAUACUGUAUUAAAGAACCUGUUUACUUGUCCCAUCCUUAUAGUGUGAGGAUGAGAGGAGAAAACCAGCCACUCCACAUCCUAUACAGUAGAUGGGUAGAUAUUCACUUGUAGUGGAGUUUGCUUAUAAUUUUUCAGUGAUAUAUAAAUGAAUAGUCACUCAGAUGUGAUGCGUGGGGCUGCUUUUUUUUUUUUGAGGCUCUGACUGAGAAAACCCACAUUUGUCACUGAAAUUAGAUUCAAACUCCCUUCAAGAUUUAAUGGUCAGUGAAUAUUAGAUGAUGUAUUUUAACCUUAUUCAGCAGUCAUUAGAAAAUUUUAGUACUGUG